AUGGUCCGAACCAGUGUUUUGAGCGAUGCUCUGAAGAACAUCAACAAUGCGGAGAAGGCUGGCAAGCGUCAGGUCCUCCUCCGUCCUUCCUGCAAGGUCGUCGUCAAGUUCCUUGAGCUUAUGCAGGCGCAAGGAUACAUCGGCGAGUUCGAAGAACUGUCCGACAACCGCUCCGGCAAGAUCGUCGUUCAGCUCAAUGGUCGUCUGAACAAGUGCGGCGUCAUCAGCCCUCGUUUCAACGUCCGCCUCGGCGAGCUCGAGAAGUGGGUGGUUCGACUCCUGCCUGCCCGCCAGUUCGGGCACAUUGUCCUUACCACUUCUUCUGGUAUCAUGGUUCAUGAGUCGGCUCGCCGAAAGCAUGUCUCCGGCAAGAUUAUCGGUUUCUUUUACUAG
This is a messenger RNA of Fusarium graminearum PH-1, 393 nucleotides long. Its product is annotated as 40S ribosomal protein S22. The transcript has a single exon. Gene Ontology annotation, biological process: translation. Bases 1 to 393 code for a protein of 130 amino acids. Gene Ontology annotation, molecular function: structural constituent of ribosome. Gene Ontology annotation, cellular component: cytosolic small ribosomal subunit; ribosome. NCBI's taxonomy places the organism in Eukaryota, Fungi, Ascomycota, Sordariomycetes, Hypocreales, Nectriaceae. The record is from RefSeq and is a predicted model, not a curated record.